Molecule: messenger RNA, 1320 nt
Organism: Pipistrellus kuhlii (Kuhl's pipistrelle)
Lineage: Eukaryota; Metazoa; Chordata; Mammalia; Chiroptera; Vespertilionidae
Gene: ORC6
Product: origin recognition complex subunit 6
Exons: 7
Coding region: 263-1021 (252 amino acids)
Biological process (GO): DNA replication initiation; DNA replication
Cellular component (GO): nuclear origin of replication recognition complex
Molecular function (GO): DNA binding
Source: RefSeq, a predicted model, not a curated record
GCCUUCCUGGAGUCCGUGAGGAAUGGAGCCCGUGAGGAACGGAGGAAUGGAAGGAGCGGGAGCCGCUCCGCUUCGGCGCGUGCAAUCGGCGUGCGCAUGCGCAUAAGGAGGGCCACGAUUGGUGGGCGGGGGCGGCCUCACGGUCCGUCCCAGCCAAUCCGGGCGCAGCAGGAGGGCGGGGCCUGGCCGCCACUGGCGGGCGCGGCGUCCGCGCGCGGGUUUCGUCUCCUCCGAGCGGCGCGCGGGCCCUCCGGUCGGCGCCAUGGAGUCGGGGCUGAUCCCCCGGUUAGCGCGGCGCCUGGGCGUCUCCGAGCCCGACGUGCUGAGGAAGGCGGAGGAAUUGCUGCGGCUGUCCCGGGUGAGGUGCGGUGGCCUGUCUGCAUGCACCUCCGAGACCAGCAGCGCCGUCAUGUGCCUGGACCUGGCGGCCGCCUGCCGGAGCUGCCCCUUGGACAGGGCUUACGUCGCCCAACUGGCCGGCCUGAACCAGAAGGCGUACCAGAGCCGCCUCAAGUCGUUCGAGUGUCUGCUGGGCCUGAACUCGAGUGUGGGGAUACAGGACCUGGCCGUCCAGUUCGGCUGCACGGAGGCCGCGGCCCUGGCCGCGCAGACGCUGCAGAGCUACGAGGCCAGCCUUCCACAGACGCAGCAGGCGGACCUCGACCUGUCCAGGCCGCUGUUCACCGCCGCCGCGCUGCUCACGGCCUGCAAGAUUUUAAAGCUGAAGGUGGAUAAAAACAAGAUGGUAGCCACGUCGGGCGUGAAGAAGGCCAUCUUUGACCGGCUGUGUAAGCAGCUGGAGAAGGUUGGGCGGCAGCUGGACCGAGAGCCUCGAGAUGCCGGGUCCCCACCCUGGAAGAAACGGAAGGCCACGGACGAGGCUCUGGGAGCCGAAACAGAGGAGGUGGAAGAGGGCCCACCCAAACCGCCCAGCAGUGAAGACCCGGCGCUGGAUUACGAGGAGUGGAAAAGGAAGAUUCUGGAAAACGCUGCCAGAGCACAGGCGGCUGCGGCCGAGUGAGUUCCUCCUGCUGCUCGCUUUUAUGGCAAGGACCCUCCGGCCCGCCUCAGCAGGGCAGCAGCGGCCCCCGCCUGGGCAGCAGCUGCCCCUGGCCUGGGCUGCACGCGCGCCAGAUCAGCCCCGGCCCCGCUGGCACGGCCCGGCUCCCCAUGCAGGGACCGGAGCCGCUGCUCCGUCUCCUCCGGCCUGUAACACUCAGGCCGAUGGUUACAGGUUUCACUUCAGUUUUUGUCUUGUUUCUUGGAUUGAUUAAAUCAAUGUAUGUACAGCCAAGUUAAUAAAUACCGCUUUUAUGUGGG